Molecule: messenger RNA, 834 nt
Organism: Stylonychia lemnae
Lineage: Eukaryota; Ciliophora; Spirotrichea; Sporadotrichida; Oxytrichidae
Source: the annotation of a GenBank genome assembly
AUGGAAAAUAAUUGCCCAACCAAUCCUUAAGAAGAAGAUUCUGACCAGGCUCAAGACAAGUAUUUCGAUGGUAGUCUAGAUGGCUGCUAAGAUCAAAUUAUUAUGACAUAUCCAACGAAGCCUAUAAUAUACUCAACUGAAGACAAAAUGAAGCAGAUAGAGGAUGAGUUUAAUGGUUUUAUAAAUCAAGAUGACUUAGCCAACAUAUCACAGAGGAAUACUUAUUUUAAUGUAGUGAGCAGAGAAUUUACUUGUGAACUAGGAAAGGAAUUUGAGGCUGUAAUGCAAGUUUUUCUUUAUAUUAAGAAAAAGUACAAUGUUUUUAACUAACCUGGAGGCAAGUUCUAUGAUAUUGGAUCUGGUACUGGAAAAGGAGUGUUAACUGGCUGUUUGAUGCAUGAAUUCGAUAAGUGUGUAGGCAUUGAAUUGCUUGAAAAUCUGCAUAAGGCAUCAUAGUAAAUGAAGGAAGUUUAUGAAACAGAAUUCAAAAGCAAGUACUCUAAUGACAGAGGAGAACUAAGGCAAAUAUUCAACUAUGAAAAAGUUCCUGAAUUUGAGACUCAUUAAGGUGACAUUUUGGAAUAUGAUUGGUCAGAUGCGGAUUUCGUGAUUGCUAACUCCACCUGUUUUGAAAUGACUUUUAUGAACAAAAUCAGCUAAAAAGCUUCUUCUCUAAAAGUAGGUUCGUGGAUGAUCACACUCACAAAGAAACUACCAUCAUCAGAUCCACUAAUGACUUUAGAAGAUAGGAUUGAUUGGGAAUGCUUGCUGAGUAUUAAGCGUAUUAUGUCUUGGGGGUAUGCAACUGUUCACAUUCACAGGAAGAUUAAGUGA